GCUCUUCCUCCUCUUCUGCCAACUUUAAAAAAAAAAAAAAACGAGCAACCAAACCGAAGAGAUUGUAAUAACAACAGUGUUGUUUAUUAGAUACGUCUUGCAAAUGAAUAAGCCGCAACACAUGUCCCAGCUAUGGGUUAGCCGUGUCGUGCUAACUGUUAGCUACCUCUCCCCUGCGUGCUGGCUCGACGCCGGAAGUAGUUUUAAAUAGCUUUACUUUGACUCAGUUACUCCACACAAGUGACCACACAUGAGCAGCAGAGUGUCUUUUAUCGUGGGGAAUAUUUGAAAUACUUCCUGCGGAGGUCUGAGUUGUUUCUCCCCCCCACUACAACGCGCCCUGCCUCCGGAUACACCGAGACCUGGUUAGCUAACCAGGGCUGCUGCCCCGCCGAGGAGGAGGAGCAGCGCGUGUCCGACGUGUCACACCUUCCCGUCGAGCCUGCAGCAGUGAUCACUGGAGUGGAUGCGGAGAGCAGCGCACACUCCGAAUGGCCCAUGCUUUCAUCACAAGAUCGCACACGCCCUUGUCUCUUGGCUUUUUGGGAAGCUCUUAAACAUGAUUCAGUCAGAUUCCUCCACCCUGGGAGCCCGGAGCAUUACUGGAGCACCCUGCAGACAACCGUCCGACUAAUCUCAUUAUAUUUCAGGAGAGGAAAUGAAGUCAAAGGGCAAAGGGAAGAAGAGUCCCGCGGAUAAAUCUGCUCCACCUCUCUCCAAAAAACGACGAGACAAGAACGAUGGAGAAACAUCUACAGCAGCGCCUCCUCCCCCCAAGUUUGCAGGAGUCCAGAGGAGAGUUGUGCACGGGAGCAUCCUGCACUACAUUUACAAGAGCACCCUGGGACAGAGUCUGCACUCACAGAUGAGACAGUGUCUCCAGGAGCCUUUUGUUCGCUCUCUGUCGUCCUAUCACUUCCACAGCGCCACCAGCCCCUUCGACCGCAGAAUCACCUGUCUGGAGUGGAGUCCCCUCCACCCCACCACUCUGGCCGUGGGGUCCAAGGGUGGAGACAUUUAUCUGUGGGACUUUGAGGUCCCCUCAAAAAAAACUCUUAUUCAAGGGAGUGGUGCAGGAGACUUUAUUGGAGGGAUGAAGUUUUGCCCCACCGACCUCACCAGAGUCUAUGUGGCCUCUGGUGAGGGAACACUGACCAUGCAGAGCUUUGGGGGCCACACGCCCACCGUACUGUCCAGAACUCAAGACUGUGGCCACGAUCACCACAACGUUUGUUAUUGGUACUGCUGUGUCGACGUGUCUGUGAGCAGACAGAUGCUUGUGACAGGAGACAACAUGGGACAGCUGUUACUCCUCGGCCUGGAUGGUCAAAAGAUUUUCAGUAACAAGUUGCACAAAGCCAAAGUGACCCACGCCGAGUUCAACUCCCGAUGUGACUGGUUGCUGGCGACAGCGUCAGUUGACCACACGGUGAAGCUUUGGGACCUGAGAAACAUAAAAGACAAGAAGAGUUACCUGCAUGAGAUGCCUCAUGAACGAGCUGUCAACUCAGCCUAUUUCAACCCGCUGGACUCCUCCAAGUUACUGACCACAGAUCAGUAUGACGAGAUACGCGUCUACUCGUCCUGUGAUUGGUCAAAGCCUCAACAUAUCAUCCAACAUCCUCACAGACAGUUUCAGCAUCUUACACCCAUCAAGGCCACGUGGCACCCGGUGUACGACCUGAUUGUGGCCGGUCGCUACCCUGAUGACCGUGUUUUCACAGGCGACCAGAGAACCAUCGACAUCUAUGAUUCCAACACAGCAGAGCUCGUGUGUCAGCUGCACGAUCCCACUGCCUCAGGGAUCAAAUCUAUCAACAAAUUCAAUCCGAUGGGUGAUGUGAUCGGAUCUGGAAUGGGCGUGACGGUGCUCGUCUGGAACAGGAACGAGUCAUUGAUCAGUGAUCGGCACGCAGAGCAGGAGGACACCUCGACCUCGGCGGACAGUCAAAGACGGCAGAGGAGGAGUCAGCCGCGCUCAAACAGGGACCGGAGAGGUCCUGCUAUGGAUGCAAAGCUGAAGAGGAAACUGGCUUCUCUAGACGAAUGUGAGACCAAAACCAAGACCAAGACCAAACAGAAACAAGCACAAAUGAGGAAGAAGUGAACUGUAAAAUAGUUCCGGGACUUAAGGAAUCCAUGUUUAUAUGCCUUUGUUAACUGUUUGCUGUGUCUCUAACUGUGGGGAUCACUUAAUUGUUAAGAAUGUUUCAGAUUUUCUCCCACAAACCUUAUAAAAUGUUGUGUGUUGUUAUGUUUUUUUCUACUGUGUGACAAUAAAAAUGUUUCCUCAAUAA
Scophthalmus maximus (turbot) is the source of this 2297-nucleotide messenger RNA. RefSeq names its product damage-specific DNA binding protein 2 (gene ddb2). Lineage: Eukaryota; Metazoa; Chordata; Actinopteri; Pleuronectiformes; Scophthalmidae. Gene Ontology annotation, molecular function: protein binding; damaged DNA binding. Bases 659 to 2107 code for a protein of 482 amino acids. Gene Ontology annotation, biological process: DNA repair; response to UV. Gene Ontology annotation, cellular component: nucleus; Cul4-RING E3 ubiquitin ligase complex. The record is from RefSeq and is a predicted model, not a curated record. The transcript has 13 exons.